UUCUUCUUUUUCACGGUUGAGGAACCGAAGCCUGGGCGAAUAAUCGACAUAGAAUUCUCAUACGGCUGUUGUUAUUCCUUUCUUAUCGAUUUAAAAGAAUGGGAUUCUCAGCCUUCUGCAGUUGUUCCUUUCUUUGGCUUUGUCUUUUCCGUUGUAAGCAUUGUAGGAAUUGAAGAUAACCCAAACCAUCAACUUCACCUCUUCUUCUUCUUUCCAUCUCUCUAGCUAGAACUUGGUGUUUUUGAGACUUCUGUAUUUUUGCUUUCCUUUCUUACCGAGGAAUACGAAAGAUCAGCGGCUAUGGACGUCAUCGGACCCAUCAUUGAAAUAGCGAAGAACCUAUGGGUGCCUCUUUCUCAACAAUGGAGCUACGCCAAAAGCAUUUCAGAGAAUGUAGAGACCCUGAGAAGGAAAAUGGAAGAACUAAGUCACCAAGAAAAAGAUGUGAAGACGGUAUUGAUUAAAGGCGAGUUACAAUCAGGAAAGACGCCCAAGAACGAGGUCCGAUUAUGGCAGGAAAAUGUACAAAGGGUAGAGAAUGAAGCGCGCGAUAUCGAAAAAAAAUCAAGAGAGAACCUGAGUUGCUUGAGAGGGUGUUUUCCAAAUUACCCUUCCCGUAUAACGCUGAGCAAGCUUGCAGUGGAGAAGAUUAAAAUAGUGGUGGAGCUUCAAGAGAAGGGCCGACUCUUUGGUGAUUUGUUUGUUGAUUCACCGCUAGAUAGUGGAAAGACUUUACCGACAACGGCAUUAGUUGGUAAAACGACACCAAAGAAAACAAGGGAGGCGAUUUGGGAAUGCUUGAUGGAAGAUCAAGUCAGAAUAAUUGGUGUCUACGGUAUGGGCGGGGUUGGUAAGACAACCAUCAUGAAACACAUAUACAAUCAACUCAUUGAAGACUCGGCUUUUGAUAGUGUCAUCUGGGUUACUGUAUCUAAAGAUUCAAACUUGGAGCAGCUUCAAAAGGGUGUCGCAAAGUCAUUGGAUUUGGAGUUCUCCGACAAUGCAGAUGAAAUGAGAAGAUCGCGGGAGUUAUUUGCAGCUUUGAAGCGGAGGAAAAGGUUCAUACUCAUAUUGGAUGAUAUGUGGGUUGCAUUUCCUCUAGAGGGGGUAGGGAUUCCAAAACCUGAUAUAGAAAAUGGCUGCAAGUUGGUAUUGACCACUCGGUCUUUAGAAAUUUGUCAAGGUAUGGAAACGCAAAGAGCAAUCAGGGUAGAACUUCUUUCUGAAGAGGAAGCAUGGGAAUUAUUCAAGGACAAAGUUGGAGGUGGUGUUGAUUUCUCUCCCCAAGUAGAAAAAAUAGCAAAGCUUGUCGCUAAAGAAUGCUGUCAAUUGCCUCUUGCAAUUAUCACUGUCGGUCGGAGUAUGAGAGAGGUGAACGAUAUUAGGCUUUGGAGAAACACACUGAAUGACUUGCAAAGUUCGGCGAUGGAGAUCAAAAGCAUGGAAGAAAAUGUGUUUGCAAGUCUAAAAUUCAGUUAUACUCGCCUAAGAAAUGACACAAUCCGAGCUUGUUUCUUGUAUUGUGCAUUGUAUCCAGAAGAUUUUGCAAUUCCCAGCAAGGAACUGAUAGAAUACUGGAUGGGGGAAGGGUUUAUCGAUGACGUCGGGAAUAGAGAAGCCCAAAUGGAUAAGGGGCAUGCUAUAUUGAAUGAAAUCACAUAUGCGUGUAUGCUGGAAGGUGUUUUUGAAGGAAUUUAUGGCGAAUGUGUUAAGAUGCAUGAUUUGGUUAGAGAUAUGGCCAUUGACAUCACAAGAGCGAGUCCUCGGUUUUUGGUCAAAGCCAGCGCCGGGUUAACAGAAAUGCCAAAAGUGGACGGAUGGAUGGAAGAUGUUCAAAGGAUAUCAUUGAUGAGAAACAACAUAGAGAUACUUUCAGGUCGACCCAACUGCCCUAGACUAUCUACCUUGUUAUUGCAAGAAAAUCGCCACUUGAAGUACAUCUCUCAUUCCUUUUUUGAGCAUAUGAACAGCCUCAGAGUUCUAGACCUGUCGUAUACGAAGAUUGAGGAGCUUCCACAGUCAGUUUCCAACUUGGGAAACCUCCACACACUCCUUUUGCAUUACUGUGUAAGGUUAAAGAAGUUGCCUUCACUUGCAAAUCUCAAGACAUUGAGAGUGUUGGACCUAUAUUAUGCCCCCAUUGAAGAAUUGCCGCAAGGGAUGGAAGGGUUGGUUAAACUCAAACGCCUUGAACUCUCUUGGACAUAUAACCUUUACAUGUUCCCAGCAGGGAUUGUAUCCAGGCUCUCGCUCCUAGAAGACCUAAUGAUGUAUGGGAACCCAUGGCGAUGGUCAUCAAACUCAACAGAGAUAGGUGGUAACAUUGAUGAAAUUAAGAGCUUGAACCAGUUAGCAAAUCUUAGCAUCCACAUUGCAGACGUGCCAAGCUUCCUAGACUAUGCUAGAUCUAUGAAGUGGCAAACAUUGAAAAGCUUCCAUCUCAUGGUUGGGCUCCCUUCAGAAUCUAUAUCACUUCCGUCAGAUUGUACCAUAGAAUUUCAUGGUUGUGAUCUCAUUUGCUAUGAGAACUCUCUCAUGGUCCCAAACAGCACUCGUGUCUUAGGCAUUAGUGAGUGCAAUAUCACUCGGUUGUCAGAAUUGUCAAGCUUAUUGAAUGUGACGGAGUUUAAAGAAUGUUACAUCCAUAAAUGUGAAGGGAUGGAGUGCAUUUUAAUGGAUGAUGAGAACACCUUCCCAAGCUUAGAGACGUUAGAUCUUAAGCUUCUGCCCAGUUUAAGUUCUCUCUACAAGGGCGUCAUGCCAUAUGGCACCCUUGGAAGCCUGAAGAACUUGUACAUUGGCUUUUGUAAUAACUUGAAGAAUCUGCUCUCCCUUGAAUUGCUACAGCACCUUCAAAACCUUGAACAAGUUAAAAUCCGCUACUGUGAUCUGAUGGAGGAGGUAGUAGAGGAAGAAGGAGAGAUCCUUGAAGACAUGACCGAUGCCAGCUCUACCAUAAUACUCCCAAGGUUGAAGAGUUUGAGCGUAAGUGGGUUACAAGAAUUGAAGAGCAUUUGUGGGAGGACCAUCAUAUGUGAUUCUCUAUGCACUAUCAGAGUUCGUAGAUGUCCGAAGCUGAAGAAGCUCCCUCUCUCAAUUAAUAAUAUCCCACUCACUCUUAAAGAGAUCAAAGGAGAGAAGGAAUGGUGGGAUGCACUGGAGUGGGACAAGGCAAAUGUCAAGACAUUCUUCCAACACCUAUUUAUAGAAAUAGGACAGUGAAAUUGCAAAUGAAAGAAGAAGACAAGCCACUUUACUCUCUGAUUCAAUUAUCUAUUACAAGGUUUUCCUUCUGAUCGUUGUUUUGGACACUACUUCUUGAGCUGGAACAGAAGUGGAAGAUAAGCAUUGUAGCACAGCUCACAUCGAGGAAAAAUUGUUCUUGACCGUUGAUCAUCAGGCAGCUUGCAAUAAUUUGCAUCAGAGGCCCAAAUUGUUGGCCCAUCAUUCACGGAUCCUAGAUGAAGACUCCCUCUAGGUGAGUGACUCCUAACCCGGCAUCGUUUCCUUGUAGAGAUGACUCCUAAUUUUUAGUUGGGUAUUAUUGGUGUCACUUAUCUUGAGGCCCAAUUUUUGGUAUGAAACGAUGUUAGAAUAACAUAAAAUUGGUCUAAUGUGAAAGUUUAUUGACUUGGCUUUCCAACGAACCCAAAAUCAUGAAAUUUUGAUAUCACUGGGUGAGUUAUUUACUUAUAACUGAUGUUCUAAAGGCUUGUGUGGCUGUGACGAGAUCAAGUGGUACUUUGGUUUUUAUUUAUUUAUUAUUAAAAUAGAUGGGUAGGAUUGAAAGCAAUGGAUGGCUAGGAUAAUAUAGGGUUUCUUUUAUUUUGGGAAAUAUGUGUAGAGAGAUGAAUUUCCAUAAUAUUAGUUGAACGUUGAUUUCUUUUCUGUAAGAUUAAUUUUAUCUCAGUUGAUUUCCUGUCCAUGUGCUGAAGGAAUUCAACAGAUCCUCGCUAAGCUGCUCGCAGACCAUUUGUAUUUGGGUUGCAUGUAGAUCCUCGCAGAGCUGCUCGCAGAUCGGCACAUAACCAAGCCUUGCCUACCCUUCGCUAAGUCACUCUUAGGACAACAGGGUUGUGUAUCCCAUUCAUGUUACAGCUUCCGCCAUUGUGAAUGGCACAGCCACAUGCUCCAAGUAGUCAACAUAUCACCUUUGUGCAGCUUACUACACCUAAUUUUGUUGAUGCAUUGUGGUUCUGACUAAACGAAGUUCUCAUUAUACAAAAAAGAUCAUUAACGUUGAGUUUGUGUAUGUUGUCAGUUCAGAUGAUUCAUUUAUACAGUUUGCACAGCAAGUGUUUUUUAUUAAUUUAUUUUUACUUGUUUA
Molecule: messenger RNA, 4327 nt
Organism: Magnolia sinica
Lineage: Eukaryota; Viridiplantae; Streptophyta; Magnoliopsida; Magnoliales; Magnoliaceae
Product: probable disease resistance protein At4g27220
Exons: 4
Coding region: 301-3222 (973 amino acids)
Molecular function (GO): ADP binding; protein binding; ATP hydrolysis activity
Source: RefSeq, a predicted model, not a curated record